AUGUCACGAUUUUGUAGUCACAAAUCAAUGACUGAUGUAGCUUUGCAAAUUGAUUCUAAAGAACGACGAAAAUCAAGAACGAUUGUUUCAGAUUGUACAAUUAUUAGUGCUACAUCAUUGCUUUCAAAAAAAUAUGGUUUGUUACCAUGUUUCUGUGAUUAUGAUUCAAUAGGAAUGAUGAGACAUCGUCGAGCAUCGCUAAGAUUAUCGAAAUCGUCAAAUGCAUUCUGGCAUCGAAAUAGUAAAUCGAAAGAUAAAUUGAUUCGUGAGAAACAACAACGAAAUAAUUCAACUGCAUUUGAAAACCAGCAAGUGAAGUUAUCAAGUUCUCGUAACUUUCAAACAUUUCGAAAGUCUAUUCUACAACGUUUUAAGCGAAAAAGCAAACGAAAAAUGUCAACAAUUACAGCUCGAUCGGUCGUGCAUAAACGUAUGAAUAUCAAUGCUAUCGGACAUAGGAAUGACGCAGAACAAUCUCUUGUUGAUUCUUUGUGUAAUACACCACCGAGUUGCAAUCUAUCAUCCUCAAUUCAAAAUGAUAGUCAUCAUUCUUCGUAUGAUUCUAAUCAUAUUGAUGAUGAAGAGAAUAAAAAAGAUACAUUACAACCACCCGUAUCAUCAUUGAAAACAGAACAGCAGAAUGUCAAUGCGACAAAUAAAAUAAGUCAAACUAUUCAAGAAACGCCUCAAACAAUUAUGAAUGAGAUUAAAUCACUGAGAAAAAGAAAACAUACUGCUGUUAAGAACUCAACAGCUUUUCUAACAGAAAUCGGAUCGAAAACAGAUCCCAAGCGAAUAAAUCAUGGACGUAGUCCUUUUUCUAAUCCAAACAUAUUUCAUUCUAUACCAUCAAUGCAAAACUCAGAUGAAAUAACAAAAGAUAAUAUACAUGAAAAUCAUCUAUGUUGUAAGCCAAUUUCAUCUGUAAAAAAUUUGUCAAUAAGUGAUCAAAAAAAGUUAAUUGAACAUAAUCAUUUAACAUUAAUUUCUUUACUACCAAUUUAUCUUGAUUCGCAAAACAAUUUUGAACAUAAGAUUCGUGAGAAAACCAACAUAAGUCAUAAUGGUGCAUCAGAACUUAAUCAUUUAAUGAAUGAAUGGGGUUCAGUUCGAUUGUUUAUUGGUGCUAAUAGUCAUCACAAAACAUUAUCACAAGCAAUAUGA
This is a messenger RNA of Rotaria socialis, 1164 nucleotides long. The record is from the annotation of a GenBank genome assembly. Lineage: Eukaryota; Metazoa; Rotifera; Eurotatoria; Philodinida; Philodinidae.